This is a messenger RNA of Rhipicephalus sanguineus (brown dog tick), 984 nucleotides long. Its product is annotated as diacylglycerol lipase-alpha. Gene Ontology annotation, cellular component: postsynaptic membrane; dendrite membrane. The record is from RefSeq and is a predicted model, not a curated record. NCBI's taxonomy places the organism in Eukaryota, Metazoa, Arthropoda, Arachnida, Ixodida, Ixodidae.
UUAUAGUUCUGGUGGUGCUGCUGUCGGUCCUGGACUUUGGCGCGCUGGCGUGCGUCUCGGACCUGCAGCAACACAUGCUGGGCUACUGCGUCAUACUGAGUGGCUGCGUGGUCGUCGAGGCCUGCAUCUCGUGGGUCUCCAUGCGCGGGAGCAUCCUGGACGCCGCGCCGAGGGCCUCCAUGCAGCACCUGCUCUACGUGCGCCUGGGAAUACUUGUGAUCGAGGUGUGUUGGCUCGUGGUGGGAGUCAUCUGGGUGAGCAAGCAUUACGACAGCUGUCCGAUGGGUGUCGCCAAGGACGCCAUUCUAGGCAUCAUCGUGUGCAACUGGUGCGUCCUGCUGAGUGUCCUGGUGACGGUGUGGUGCACCUUCGACCGCGCCGGCCGCACCUGGGUGAAGAUGAAGCGCUACCAGCGCAGCCUGCAGGACGGCAAGCUGCGCUACAAGAGGUCUGGGAACUCGCAGCGUAACUGGAGGCACCGAAGGGCAACGACACGUACCAGUUUCUAUCCGGAGUCGCCGUCACCCCCGCCACCAGGUUCCUGGACGUCAAUCACCCGAAUGUCUGCGAGGCGGUCAUGGUCAUCACUCACUACAUGCACUACGCACUGGGAGUCUACGGCUGGCCCAUGUACAUGAUGACGCGAGGAAGCACCGGGUGCUGCCACCUGUUUCCAAGUCUCAGGUGCUGUUGCUUCCCAACGCGCAAGAAAAAACGGGACCGGGCGCUCGUCGUGGAGGACAACUGCUGCUACUGCAACUACGCAGCGCUGAGGCACAUGGUGAACAACCACAAUAUGGAGGUCGUCUACGUCACAUACCACGUGGACGUCGGAGAGACGCCGUUCUUCGUGGCCGUGGACCAUGAGAAGCGGACAGUCGUGGUCUCGGUACGGGGGACGUUAUCGCUUCAGGAUGUGCUGACGGACCUGAACGCCGAAGGCGAGCCACUUCCGGUCAAUCCGCCGCACGAGGACUGGCUCGG